Messenger RNA from Perognathus longimembris pacificus (Pacific pocket mouse), 1099 nucleotides. RefSeq names its product fibroblast growth factor binding protein 1 (gene Fgfbp1). Gene Ontology annotation, molecular function: growth factor binding. The transcript is spliced from 2 exons. Bases 77 to 787 code for a protein of 236 amino acids. Lineage: Eukaryota; Metazoa; Chordata; Mammalia; Rodentia; Heteromyidae. The record is from RefSeq and is a predicted model, not a curated record. Gene Ontology annotation, biological process: cell-cell signaling.
GCCAGGACCCACUCCCACCUCAUCUGGGAUUGCUCGGCAUUUGCACUGUCACAGUAAGGUGUUGCCCAGCUGUGUCAUGAGGGUCCACGGCCUCACCCUGCUCUCCAUCCUCUUCCUGGCUGCUCAGGUGCUCUCAGAAAAAGGCAAACAUGGAGCCGAAAGCACACAGCACAGCAUGUCUAACAGGGGACAAUCAGCCCCUCUGGAAAAGGCCCAGCAUAAGCAGAGGAGCAGGACAUCCAAGUCUAUGACCAACGGCAAAUUUGUCACCAAAGACCAAUCCACCUGCAGGUGGGCCGUGUCUGAGCAAGAGCAGGGCAUCACCAUGAAGGUGGAAUGUACUAGGACAAACAAGGAAUUUUCUUGUGUCUUUGCUGGCAACCCCACUGAAUGCUUGAGGCACAACAAAGAGAAAGUCUACUGGAAACAAAUUUCUAGGACACUGCGCAAAGAGAAAAACAUCUGUGGGAACGCCAAGAGCGUCCUGAAGACCAGGGUAUGCAAAAAGAAGUUUCCAGAAUCGAAUCUCAAGCUCAUAUCCCCUGCCCCGCUUGGUAACGUGAAGCCUAGGAAGGAGGAAGCAGAGCUCUCCCCUAGGGAGCCAGAAAAGGUCAAAGGGGACCCCUCUAGCCCAGCGGUGACCCCAACCAUGACCAUCAAAAAUUCUGAGUGUGUGGAGGACCCGGAUGUGGCAAACCAGAAGAGGAUCGCCCUGGAGUUCUGCGGGGAAUCGUGGAGCUCCUUCUGUUCAUUCUUCCUCACCAUGUUUCAGGCCACAUCCUGCUAAUGAGGUCGGAGAACCCCCCCCUCCCCCACCCCACGCUAAGAGAAGCAAAGUCACCUGUCACUCCGCCUGUUGUAAAGCUCUUCACAUUCCUCACGAGAUAUAAACUUUGGGGCUAUAGAAGUGCAGUUAAAUAUUUAAACAAUUUUAUAGUUUUUUUGUUUUUAUGGUACGCAAUUUACCUUAUAUACAAGUGCUUGGACAUGUUUACCUCGACGUGUGCUUCCGUGGCCCACAGAGCUGUGAGCCCAUGAGCAGUCAAGACCUGUCUUCCAGCAGAACAAACCAGAGUGAUUUCAGAGCAAGACAAUUUUU